AUGCAAGUGAAGCAGCAGAACGCCAGGAAGGAGAAGACCGAUGUGGAAGGAACCUUAUUUGUUUACACAAGGUCUGCUUCUCCAAAGUAUGGGUUCACCAUUAUGAAUAGGCUGAGCAUGGAAAAUAGGACAGAACCCAUUACUAAAGACCUGGAUUUCCAGCUCCAGGACCCUUUCCUUCUCUACAGAAAUGCCAGAUUGUCCAUUUAUGGAAUUUGGUUUUAUGAUAAGGAAGAAUGCCAAAGAAUUGCAGAACUUAUGAAAAACCUAACUCAGUAUGAACAAUUGAAAGCCCAUCAAGAAGCUGGAGCAGGAAUCUCUCCAAUGAUCCUCAGUUCAGGAGAGGGGAAGGAAGUAGAUAUCUUACGAAUGCUCACCAAGGCCAAAGAUGAAUAUACAAAGUGUAAAACCUGUUCUGAGCCAAAACAGAUAACCAGUUCAUCUGCCAUUUAUGACAACCCCAAUCUCAUCAAACCCAUUCCAGUGAAGCCCAGUGAAAACCAGCAGCAGCGCGUACCUCAGCCCAGCCAGACCUUAGACCCUGAACCCCAACACUUGUCCUUGACAGCACUCUUUGGGAAGCAGGACAAAGCUACAUGUCAGGAAACUGUGGGGCCUGCCCAGACCCUCCACCAGCAGCAGCAAGAGAAACUUCCAAUUCGGCAGGGGGUUAUCCGUUCCCUGUCCUAUGAGGAACCCAAAGGACACUCACCCCCCACCGAGAAGCAGCUGUGUCCAGCCAUCCAGAAACUCCUGGUCAGGAGUGCAGACCUCCACCCAUUGUCAGAGCUGCCUGAAAACCAGCCCUACAAAAAUGGCAGCGAGCCUCCUGCUGGGGAGGACUUUACUGGACCUGUCCUCCUGGGCUCUCCCCAGAGCUUUGGGACGUCCCAUCGAGUCCAUGGUGCUUCCAGAACUCAGAACCUGCUGGAGAAGCUCCAGAGCACCCCAGGGGCAGUGAACAAGUACGACCCUGGUGCACCAGCACCUGCCGGCCCAGCAGCCCUGAGCUUCACAGCCCUCCCUGCUGCCACCCCUGCAGCUCCAGUAAAGGCGGUGGCUCAGCCGCCACUGGUACAUUUCAAUGGCUCCCUUCCACCUCAGGCACUAGGACAUCAGGCUCAUGAAAAAGAUCAGUCCACGUGCCCCAGACAAAUGCUCGCCCUUUCUGGCAGUCAGACUAGUGGUUCUGGAGUGAUCUCCCCUCAAGAGUUACUGCAAAAGCUUCAGCUGGUGCAGCAGGAGCAGCAGCUGCACAUGUCUAACCGGCCAGCCUUGGCAGCGAAGUUCCCUGUGCCAACUCAGAGCUCUGGAGCAGGGAAGCCCUGGGAACCCUGGGUUGACAAGACAUCCAGCACGGAAAAGCAGACUCCCCUUUUCCAGGUCAUCUCACCUCAGUGCAUCCGUGCUACAGUUGCUCCUUCUCUGCUCAUGUCCCCCAUGGUGUUCACACAACCCACCUGUAGCCCAUCAAAGGAGAGGGACAGUGGGCUCUUGUCCCUGGGAAGCCAGAAACCAGCUGCCGCCUCCACCAGCCUCUUCCUGCCUCUGCAGAGCCCAGAGCCCUCUGUACUCAGCCCACUUACCAAGCUGCAGCUUCAGGAAGCACUGCUGUUCCUCAUUCAGAAUGACGACAACUUCUUAAAUAUAAUCUACGAAGCUUAUCUCUUCAACAUGACACAAGCAACCAUGAAAAAGACUAUGUGAAAGCAAAACAUUUAAGAACUGAUUCUCAAGGUCCUCUAGCUCAAGGUUUUUUCCUGUUAAGUGUUGUUACCCUAAAUGUUUCUGCCUUUUUAUAAACAAGAAGUAUGUGUAAUAUGAA
This is a messenger RNA of Myotis lucifugus (little brown bat), 1825 nucleotides long. It is a transcript of the gene DCP1B, whose product is annotated as decapping mRNA 1B. The record is from RefSeq and is a predicted model, not a curated record. Gene Ontology annotation, cellular component: P-body. The coding region runs from base 1 to 1707 and encodes 568 amino acids. Gene Ontology annotation, biological process: deadenylation-dependent decapping of nuclear-transcribed mRNA; deadenylation-independent decapping of nuclear-transcribed mRNA; positive regulation of catalytic activity. Gene Ontology annotation, molecular function: enzyme activator activity; mRNA binding. The transcript has 9 exons. NCBI's taxonomy places the organism in Eukaryota, Metazoa, Chordata, Mammalia, Chiroptera, Vespertilionidae.